GGAGGAGCUGAGUACUUCCUCCACCCUCCCUCCCUGAGAGGAGGAAGGUAAAGUAAAGUUGGUGUGAGUGACGCAGAGCUGCAGUCCAGACGAGUCUCUCUGUUUCUCUCUAAAGAAACAACUGAAUCCAGCAGCUUUUCAUCAACAACACAACAGGAUCUCUGACAAACUCUGAGUGUCGAUAUGUCUGCUGCCAGCUGUCUGCAGACUGAAGAUCAGUUCCUGUGCUCCAUCUGUCUGGACGUGUUCACUCAUCCAGUCACCAUACCAUGUGGACACAACUUCUGUAAAGCCUGCAUCACUGACCACUGGAACGUUAAUGCCCCACCUAACUGUCCCAACUGUAAAGAGGGUUUUAACAUCAGACCUGAACUUCGGGUCAACACGUUCAUCUCUGAGAUGGCUGCUCAGUUCAGACUGUCAGCUCAACAGAAAGCCAGCAGCAGCAGCUCAGAGCAACAAGCUGCCCAACCAGGAGAAGUUCCCUGUGACGUCUGCACUGGACCCAAAGUGAAGGCCCUCAAGUCCUGCCUGGUGUGUCUGGUCUCCUACUGUGAGGCUCACCUGGAGCCUCAUCUGACUAUGUCAGGUCUGAAGAGACAUCAGCUGAUGGACCCUGUGGAGAACCUGGAAGGCUGGAUGUGUACGAAGCACGAUAAACUGCUGGAGCUGUUCUGUAAGACCGACCAGAUGUGUGUCUGCAUGUUCUGCACUGUUGCAGACCACAAGAACCACGAUGUUGUUCCUCUGAGAGAAGAAUAUGAAGGAAAGAAGGCCGAACUGGGGAAGACUGAGGCUGAAGUCCAGCAGAUGAUCCAGAAGAGACGACUGAAGAUUCAGGAGAUCAAACACUCAGUGGAGCUCAGUGAGAAAGAAGCAGACAGAGAGGUAGUAGAAGGUGUCCUGGUCUUCAGCGCUCUGAAGGAGUCUGUUGAGAGAAGCCAGGCGGAGCUCAUCAACACCAUCAAAGGGAAGCAGAGAAAGACACAGAAACAGGCUGAAGGCUUCAUCAAAGAGCUGGAACAGGAGAUCUCUGAGCUGAAGAAGAGAAGCACUGAGGUGGAGCAGCUCUCACGCUCUGAAGACCCUCUCCACCUCCUCCAGAGCUUCAGGACCCUGAACACUGCUCCACCCACCAAGGACUGGACAGGAGUCAGAGUCAGUGCACCUUCAUAUGAGGGGACUGUGGUGAGUGCUGUGCAUCAGCUGGAGAAGAAGCUCAGUAAACAGAUGAAGAAGCUGCUUGAUGAGGUGGAGCUGAAGAGAGUCCAGCAGUCUGCAGUGGAUGUGACACUUGAUCCUGAUACAGCACAUCCUCAACUCAUCCUGUCUGAUGAUGGAAAACAAGGUAAACUUGGAGAUGUAAAGAAGAAUCUCCCAGACAAUCCAGAGAGGUUUAAUUCUCAUCCUGUUGUUUUAGGAAAGCAGAGUUUCUCUUCAGGUAGAUUUUACUACGAGGUUCAGGUUAAAGGGAAGACUGCCUGGGUGUUAGGAGUGGUGAGAGAGUCCAUCAACAGGAAGGGAUUCAUCUCACCGUCUCCUCAGGAUGGUUACUGGACGAUACGGUUGUGGAAUAAGAAUAGUUACUCUGCUUGUGCUGACCCAUCAGUCCGUCUCUCUCUGGAGUCCCGGCCUGAGAAGGUGGGAGUGUUUGUGGAUUAUGAGGAGGGUCUGGUCUCCUUUUAUGACGUUGGUGCUGCAGCUCUGAUCUACUCCUUUACUGACUGCUGCUUCACUGAGAAACUCUACCCAUACUUUAGUCCAAGUCAUGAUAAUAAGGGUACAAACUCUGCUCCUCUGAUCAUCUCUGCUUUCAAUCACACGGAGUAGAACAAACACUUGAUUUUCUCUAAAAUAAAUAAUUUAUUGAUGUGUCCACACGCCGUCCUCAUCUACGAGCGUCCUCUGAAUAGAUCCCCCUCCAGGCGGGGGGAAAAGAGGGAGCUUCUCCUCCCUCUCCGCCCGGACACGUUUCCACAAGUGUUUCGACUCUAAUUGAAGCUCUUGCAACAGAUUAUUUAAGAGUGGAGCCCUGAAACACAAACUAUUGUAAAAGACUCUAUCAUGAAUCGUUACAUCGAUAAAAUAUGAUUAUUGGUCAUGAAAAAAUAAAAUAUAUGAAAAAGAAAUUUAAAUGUUUCGUUUUUUCCAGAUUUAAUAAUAGAAAAUGAUCCUUCAUUAUUAAUUAUUUGGAUUAGCCGAGGGUGCAGGUGUGAUAUAUGGCAAGAUGUGUCAGUUGGCACAAGACUCCAUGGGUUUGUCGGGUGUAUAAUUUCAUGAUUAGAGUGUGUAAAUGUGUUCAUUUAAUGCAUAUUGUGUGAUUAUUAUGUGAUCAAAAGAAUGGAAUGCAAUAGGGAAAAUAUAUUUAACCCUUCAAAUGUACAAUGUACUAAGUUUAUAGAUUGUAGGUGCUGGAGUUGUGUGGCAAAGCAAGUGUCUCACACUGAUAAGAUGUCUCGAGUAGUGUAACAACAAGUUGGUUCACAUCUGUUGGAUGUAAGCGAGUUUCUGUUGUUGCCACCAGUCUGGACUGAGGUAUAAGAACGACUCUGCCCUGUAUGUAGAAAAAAUAAAUAAAUAAGAUAUUCUUCUCAGUCUACUGAGCACGUAGCUGUUGUGACCUUUUUUCCCUUGCAGGGAAAUAAACAGAAAGACAUAUUCUUGUUUUACGAUUGUCUCUGCAAAUCGUCCUCCACCAGUUUCUGUCAUUUUGUGACUUUGAUGUUUUAAAAGGAGACAGGUGAGGUCAAAUGACUGUUAUUGGAGAACAUGUUCUAAACAGAUUCAACUGUGACUGGUGGUUUGACAUUCAUUAAUGUGUCAUGUCUUUGCUGGUACUCCAUCUACUGUAGUAGUACACGGACUAGAAGUACCUCAUACAAAUACCUCUCCUGAAUAUCCUAUAAGACUUUUCCAGAGCCUUUGAUGACGUCAUCAUUCCUGAUUCACGCGUGACUCAUUACCCACAGAGAAAAGAGGAAAAACCCACCAGGAACAAAAACAGAGCCUCAGACUUCUUGAUAUCAAACUUGACUUUGAGGAGAAGGAAGAAGCAGAGAAACGAAACCGAGCUCACCAGUGCGGCCUCUCACGUUGCAUCUCCUCCCAGGUGUGUGUCAUCAGCAACUUAACACACAUCAGCCUGCAAAGAGACGUCCAUCGGAACAGAAGCAGCAGAGGGCCAGGAUCACACCGGGUUCCAGCACGCGGCUGUGAGGCCCUUUGCCCGGUACAGAGAAACACGCACACACCUACCAAGCUGAAAGACUGCAAUGUGCCAAGAACAAUGCACGGAAAAUGAGUUCUCAGGAGGUUGUUUGAGUAGAAAAAUUAUUUUUUUUGUGACGGGAGCUUAAUUUCAGGAAAUUAACUUGAAAAAACGUUUUGGGGUUUUAUAAUGGUGUAAAAAUGCACAUGCAAUUUUUUUAAUCUAAUAUUUGAAGCAGCUUGCUGGUGACCUCUUUGUAUUUCAUACCUCGUGUUAAAUCAGUUCUGUUGAAUAUCUACCCUAUAAGACUUUUUUGUUCUGAAACAAACUGAGGAGCAAGGGGUCAACAUGACGCCAUGUUUCAGCAUCAUCUUUGAGACCACGGCGUCCUCCAUGAACAACGUCUUGAUGUUCUCACCGCUCUAACUGUGUAUCUGUAACGACGACGUGCGGAGCUUCGACUGCAUGUGCUACGACGGGACGGCGUCCCUGAGGGUUAGGGUUAGGGUUAGGGCUUCCCGCUACUGACGAUGGUGCACGUUGUGAAGUAUGUCGGGAUGAGGAUGUAAGUUAAUUGCACAAACCUGGUACUCGUUUUUCAACCGCCUUUGCAUUAAAAAGUAUUUGGAUUUCA
This is a messenger RNA of Gasterosteus aculeatus aculeatus (three-spined stickleback), 3842 nucleotides long. The record is from RefSeq and is a predicted model, not a curated record. NCBI's taxonomy places the organism in Eukaryota, Metazoa, Chordata, Actinopteri, Perciformes, Gasterosteidae.